AUGGCAACUGAAGAUAUUAAACAUUUGGCAAGAUCACUCUAUGAAGUAGGUACUCAACUCAGUGAUCAAUUACGAUCUAAGGAUGAUGUCAUAAACAUGCUAAAAAGGGUGGAAGACUGUUUGAUCCUUGUUGAGCAGUCACCUUGUGAUAUGUUCCAGUUAGCUAUGUCUCCUAUAAUGACUACUUUGAAACAACACUGGUGGUUAAGGCAUCCAGAUGAUGAGAUUAAGUUGGCAGUUGCUUCAUGCUUAUCUGAGAUCAUGAGGAUUAUAACACCCCAAGAACCUUAUGGUGAUGAUACAAUGAAAGAGGUUUUACAACUAGUUGUGGAGAGUCUACAUGGGUUGUAUAAUGUCAAAGACCCUACUUUUGGUAAGAGGGCUAAAAUUUUAGAGAUUAUUGCAAGGACAAGAUCAUUUGUCCUUAUGUUGGAUCUCCAAUGUAAUGAGUUGACUCUUCAGAUGUUCAAUUGUUUUAUUGCUGAAAUCAAGAAACGCCAUUCAGAUAAGGUGAAGACAAAUAUGUUCGACAUAUUGUCCAUGAUCCUAGAUGAGGAUGAUGAUAUCUAUAGGAAGUUGAAAUCAGAUUUGUUAGCUAUUUGGAGAGAGGAGCUGGUAGUCUCACCUUGUGCUUAUAAGUUCUCCAAAAGGUUGAUUGAGCAGAAAAUUGAAAGGUUCAGGGAACAGAUGACUGAAAAGGAACUAAUCUCCAUGGGUUUACAGGUUUCGGGAUCUCCAAAAAAAAGGAGGAACCAAAUGAGAAGAGAGCAGAUUUGUUUCACAUGUCAAGAGGCUUGGACACCAAAACAUAACUGUGGAGUUAAUAAGGAGAAAAAUCUAUCGCAGCCAAGUAGAGAUGAGGACCAAGUUAUAGAUGAUAGUGCCUUAAUUCAUGAAGAACAAGCUGAAACAAAUCCGCCUGAUAGUUCCCAAGCAAUGGAGAACGAUAUUAUGGAGAAAGGAUCAAUUGCUACAAGUGAGAGCUGUUCUGUUACCAGAGGGGUGGAGGAGGUGCCAAGUUCCUUACUUGCAGCUGAACUUUCUCCCAUUUCACUGAACAAUUGUCUGGCGCCUUCGUGUGAUGGUUUCUCUUCAGUCCUUCGAGCUCGCGUGUCUCCUCUGCCUUUUGCUCUCCUUCAACGGUAG
Messenger RNA from Cryptomeria japonica (Japanese cedar), 1146 nucleotides. Its product is annotated as sister chromatid cohesion protein PDS5 homolog C-like. Gene Ontology annotation, biological process: mitotic sister chromatid cohesion; DNA repair. Bases 1 to 1146 code for a protein of 381 amino acids. The transcript is spliced from 2 exons. The record is from RefSeq and is a predicted model, not a curated record. Lineage: Eukaryota; Viridiplantae; Streptophyta; Pinopsida; Cupressales; Cupressaceae. Gene Ontology annotation, cellular component: nucleus; chromatin.